Molecule: messenger RNA, 903 nt
Organism: Dentiscutata erythropus
Lineage: Eukaryota; Fungi; Glomeromycota; Glomeromycetes; Diversisporales; Gigasporaceae
Source: the annotation of a GenBank genome assembly
AUGUAUACAGUCAACACUGUCAAAACUGAUGUACGUGGAAGACAGAUUGGGAUGUUAACAGAGUGCUCCAAGGUCCAAGAACUAAUACAGAAGAUUUUUAAAAAGCAUCACGAUGAGUGUAAUGUUGGAGCUCUAGAAAAGAGAGAUUCAUCAAGGUAUCGCGAGUGGUUAGAAAAGGAAUUGGAAGGAGGGAAUAUCAAAAAUUAUGAUUAUUCUAAAUUCAGUGAUUUCAUUGAACUUGGUAGAGGUAGCCACAGCGUUGUUUAUUCUGCUGAAUACUGUGGAGAAAAGAUUGCAUGUAAAAAAUUUACAAGGCCUGAAGAUAAAAUAUUAGUAAAUGAGAUAAAACAACAUAUUACAAUUGAUAAUAAUGAAAAUAUUAUUGAAGUCUUAGGAAUUACAGAAUGUUCAGAAAUUCCAAGAAAAAACUACAUGCUGGUAUUACAGUUCGCAAAUAGUGGAAAUUUGGCGGAUCAUUUACGAAGCAAAGCGAGUGAUGGUAUUUUUGAAAUCUCAUGGACAGAACUUAUUCAAAUCGCAGAACAAAUUAUUUCCGGGAUACAACAUUUGCAUGCUAAUAAAAUUGUCCACAGAAAUCUGCAUCCUAAAAAUAUCCUAAUAAAUGACAAUAAAGUCUUAAUUUCUGGUUUUGGAUCAGCAUGGAAAUUUAAUGAUAUUGCAAACAAGCUUGCUUUAGCGAACCAUAUUUCAAAGGGCAAACGAGAAAAAAUUGUUCCUGGCACUCCUUCAAUUUAUGCAAAACUUUAUAAGAAAUGCUGGAGUACUAAUCCGAAAAAACGUCCGGAACUAAAAGAAAUUUCGCGUAAAAUUGAACAAUCUAGAGAAGCAGCUAAAAUAAUUAAGAAUCAUAUAAGAUUAUCGCAUCGCAUGAAGUCUGAAUGA